Messenger RNA from Homarus americanus (American lobster), 1882 nucleotides. Its product is annotated as nuclear transcription factor Y subunit beta-like. The record is from RefSeq and is a predicted model, not a curated record. Gene Ontology annotation, molecular function: calcium ion binding. The transcript has 3 exons. The coding region runs from base 67 to 858 and encodes 263 amino acids. Lineage: Eukaryota; Metazoa; Arthropoda; Malacostraca; Decapoda; Nephropidae.
CCUGUGUGACAGCCGAGCCGUCAACACAACAUCUGGAGGUGGCCGAGCUGCUGUGCUUCCGUUAAUAUGUUGACUGUAGGAAGAGUUACUGUGCUCUGCCUGGUUGUGGUGACGGCAGCACAACAGAGAGUGGCCCCUGGAGUACCUACGGGACAAUAUCAAGGUGGACAACAACAACAGGUAUCUGCUCCUGGUGUGCCACCCCAGCAACAGCAGUACCAGCAAGCACCUGGUGUUCCUCCUCCACAGCAGCAGCAGCAGUAUCAACAACAGCAACAGUAUCAACAACAACAGCAGCAGUACCAACAGCCCCCUCCUCCUCCACAGCAGCAAUACCAACAACCUCCACAGCAGCAGUAUCAACCCCCUCCACAACAGCCACCACCUCAACAACAGCAGCAGCAUUACCAGCCAACACAAGUGGGAGGAGGCCAUCAGACUCAACACAACCAGCAGGGUCACCACAACCAAAGAGUCCUACAUGCUCCCAACCUUAGCAAGGAACGUGAUCACAUUAAGGAUCAUCUUGAGGUACCUAUUGACACAUCAGGAAUGUCUGAACAGGAGCUUCAGUUCCAUUACUUUAAGAUGCAUGAUGCAGAUAACAACAACAAACUGGAUGGGCAGGAGCUCAUCAAGUCUCUUUUCCAUUGGCAUGAUGCAGCCAACCAUGAUCAAGGGAAAAACGGUCAUGCUCCACCUGAACCUAAACUCUUUACUGAUGAUGAAUUAGUGAAUAUGAUUGAUCCAAUCUUGCUUCAGGAUGAUAAAAAUAAAGAUGGCUUUAUUGAUUACCCAGAGUUUGUUCAAGCACAACGUAAUGCUGCUGCAGCAGCAGCCAGUUCCAAUGCUCCGUAGAGGCAUUCAUCCUUAGUUAUCUCUUGUGGAAGUUGAUAACUACAGUACUGUACAUUUAUGAAGAAUAUUUUUUGAUCAUCUUUAAGCAUUAUAUUUAGACCAUGAAUGAUUAAAAUCAUCAAUGUAUUUGUGGAAUUUUUUUUUUUUAUAAAAUUAAAUCUGUGCUUCCAUAUAGGGGUGCAAUUGGAAGGGAAUUUAUGAAAGGAGUCAUAAAUAGUUUGAAGACAACAAUUUAGUGACUUUCUCCUCAGGGUAGAAUUGACAGGAAUUUUGAUAACAUGAUUGACAAGAGGUAAAAUUGAUGUACAGCUGAACAUUUGCUUAUAGAUUAUGGAAUUCUUGUUGAGGAUUAAUCUUUGUAUCUUGGAAUUAAGGAUAUUUAUUAUAUUUGGUGUUGUGAUAUUUCACAUACAGCUGCAUCCUACCAUAGAUGGUUCAGAGAAUUAUUGUUACGUAUAUGGUACAAGCAAUUGUCAUAGCUUAUUGAUUCCUGUAAUGUGAGACCACAAAAUGGAAGUACGAUUACAGUUAAAAUACUUUUACUGGAAUUUCUGCAGUAGUUGUGUACGGAGGGUCCCUGGGUUACGAAUGGGUUCCGUUCCUGAGGACGUUCUUAAGUCGGAUUUAUACGUAAGUCGGAACACAUGCUGUGUGCAUACUGUACAGGUACUUACAGAACAAUGUUUAAAAUCUCAUUACAUCAUAGCUUAAUUCCUUAUAUACAGUACAUAUAAAAUCACUUAAUUUGAGAGAAAAGAAGAAAUAGUGACAAAAUUCAGUAAAUGAAAGUAGAAAAUACGUCCUCAUGUAAAUUAAAUAUAAUGUAAAUUUCAAGUUUAACCCCAUUCAUAUUGGCGGAUGUUCUUAAGUUGGGGAUCCCCUGCAUUUUGUAUGAUUAUUAUUACGUAUUAUUAUUAUUAUUAUUGUUUUGUUUUUUUGUAAUUGAAUUAACUUUCUCUGAAGACUAUUGUGCCUGUGAUGCUUCUUACAUAAAAUCAUGCCUAGUGUGUGAUAGGGUUGCAAA